Messenger RNA from Stegodyphus dumicola, 2917 nucleotides. Its product is annotated as peroxisomal targeting signal 1 receptor-like. Gene Ontology annotation, molecular function: protein binding. Gene Ontology annotation, biological process: protein import into peroxisome matrix, docking. NCBI's taxonomy places the organism in Eukaryota, Metazoa, Arthropoda, Arachnida, Araneae, Eresidae. Gene Ontology annotation, cellular component: peroxisomal membrane; cytosol. The record is from RefSeq and is a predicted model, not a curated record.
AGUUGGUGAAAGAAUUUCUUUAUGAUGCAAAUGAAGCUGAAAGACAUGCACCCGAAACCUUUAACAUGGAUGCAUUACUUCAUCAGAUGACUGAGAUCAGUGCAUCUUAUCAUCAAAGACCUAAUGAAGGUGAAAAAGUUGAAGAUUUUUCUGGUGAAAACGUCUGGAGGCAAAUUUAUUCAGAUUCACAUAAUCUUGCGUAUGAAAACAAUAGAUUAAAUGCUUUAGAUUCUGAGUCUUUCGAUAAUAAAUGGGGUGAUGAAUUUUUGAUAACAUCUGAGCAAGAUAUACAAAAUCAGCGUCCCUUAGGCAAUGAAUGGGCUCAAAACUUUAAAGCUCAGAGUUGUAGUGAAAUUAAUGAAAUAGCAACUGGUUUAUCUGAUUCUGUCACAGAUCCUAAAAUAUCAGAAUCUAAGUUCAUGAAAUUUAUUCGAAAUGUUGGAGAUGGAAAAUUUGAUCUAGAGCAGAUAGAGAGAGAGAAACAACUGCCAACAAAGAUCAUUGCUGAUAUAUGGAGUGCAGACUUUGCUUCUCCACGGGUGAAUUCAGCUGAAGGUUUGGAAGUUGUUUGGGAAGGGAGUCAACAUGCUAAUAAGGAUUUUAAAACUGUCCCUCAAACUGAAGAUGAAAAGAUGGAAGAAGCACAAAAUGAUGAAGUUCUUUUUAAUGAUCUUCAACGAGAAUGCGAAUUUUUUGGAAAAAUGGCUGCUAAGGAUGAAAGCACUGAACAUCUUUAUUUGCCUGAUUUAGAAAACUGUGAUCCGUAUAAGGAGUAUACUUUCACGAGUAAAAACCCAUUUAUGGAGGUGACUGAUGCUUUUGCGGAAGGUCUUGAGAAAUUAGGAAGCGGGGAUUUACCAAGUGCUGUUUUGCUGUUUGAAGCUGCAGUGCAAAAAGAUCCGGAGCACAUACAAGCCUGGCAGUAUUUAGGUUCAAGCCAAGCAAAGAAUGAGCAGGAUCAUGCUGCUAUAGUAGCUCUUAAAAGGUGCUUGGAGUUGGAUCCUGAUAAUUUACAUGCAUUAAUGUCUUUAGCAGUUAGUUACACAAAUGAAACACUUCAAGUUCAAGCAUGUGAAACAUUGGUGAAGUGGCUAUUAAAAAAUCCAAAAUACACCCACUUAGUUAAAUCUAACUUUGUUGAUGACACUUUGCCAGUAUCAUCUAUAUUGCCAAGUAAGAAACGGGAAGCGGCCAAAGAAAUGUUUAUUGAAGCAGCUCGAAUGAACCCUACAGAUCCAGAUCCUGAUGUUCAGAAUGGUCUAGGUGUUCUCUUUAACCUCUCCAGUGAAUAUGACAAAGCAAUAGAUUGUUUUAAAGCUGCUUUGCAAGUAAGACCAGAUGAUAGUUUGCUUUGGAACCGAAUUGGGGCAACCUUAGCUAAUAGUAAUAGGCCUGGAGAAGCUAUUGAAGCUUAUUAUCGUGCUUUAGAACUCUAUCCAGGCUUCAUUCGUGCUCGUUUCAAUUUGGGUAUCAGCUGUAUCAAUCUUGGUGCUGCUAAAGAAGCAGCUGAGCACUUUUUGUCUGCACUUAAUCUACAGAAUGCUGGAAGAGGUCCACAAGGGAAGUCAUCUAAAGCUGCUAUGUCAAGCAAUAUUUGGUCUACUCUGCGUACUGUAAUGACGCUCAUGAAGAGGACGGAUUUAUAUCAAGCUGUUGACAACAAAGAUCUUGAUUUGCUCAAUAAAGAAUUUGGGAUGGAAGUCUAAUUAAAAUAUAUAAAAGUUCAAUUAUAUUUAUCUGUAGUUUAUCCAUCAUAGACUAUUCAGUUAUUUGAAUCUCUUCUCCCUGAAGGAGAAAUUAUUUACAAACGUAACAUACAAAUUAUUUACAAACUGUAUUUGCUUGCCUCAAUAGUAACUAUCGAAAGAUUUAUGUGAUCUAGUAUUAUCUGUAUAUUCUUCUUUUGCUCUGGAUUAUUGUGUAACUCCUGUAUAAAAUUUCAAUUCCAAUAAUAAAUUUUCAUUGUUUUUUACCAAUUUUGAAUUGUUGCUUCCCCCCGAAUGUAUUUAUAUGGCAAAAUUUUGUAUAUUUCUGUUGAACUUAUUGAAGACUGGUAAUUCUGUGCAAAUUUUACUUCUGAUAAAAUGAAUUGAUUACAUUGAUUGGUUCCAUUUGUAAACAUAUAACGUUGCGUGCCUCCAACUUGCACGCAAACCCUACAAACACAAGCCAGUUUCAGGGAAGCACACCAGUCGGAUGGCGAGUACAUUGAUAUUUUCAAGGUAAAUUUAUUAGUUGACAUAAUAUAUGAAAAAAUUUUAAAAAGUAUUUAAAAAUAUAAUUUCAAGUUAUAAAAAUUAUUGAUUGAAUUCAUGCGAAAAGUAAAUAAUUACUAAAUAAUUUACAGGUUUAUUAAAAGUUCUUUAUAAGGAAUGUUAUUCUUAAAGUGCAUUAUUUGCCAUUUCAUUUUAUCAGCUAUUGCUUCGUAAUUAGGACCAGUGUGAUGAAAUCCCUGCUCAUAAGCAAUCAAGUUGUUCAUAUCAAAGUUGAUUUGUGUACUUUUAUUUUGUGAUAUUAAUUAUUGAAAACAGUGAUUCACAAAAAUAUAUGGAACCGGAAAGCGAUUUUAUCUAGUAUGAUGCUUUUGAUUGAUGUAAACAAAUACACUUAUAUUUCUGAGAUAAGCUGCUAAGUAUUUAAAAAAAAAUAUAUUUUAUUGAAAAUUAAAUAUUUUUAUCAUAGGCAGCCGGCACACAAAACUGUUGACAGUUGCAAUAGUACCUGCGGGCUUUAGUGUUGACAACCCCUGUUCUACAUGAAGAUUUUAGAGCAGUUAGCCUCAGUGUCUUUGAAAUAGUCUAUUUUCUAGCUACUGUUGAAAUUUAUUAUAAUGUUUAAAAUCAAACUUAUGUUGCAUUUCUGUAUAAUGAUAUCUUGUAAAAAAGUUUUAACUAAUAAAAUUAGGAAUAUUAUUUAA